AUGAAUCCUAAUCAGUUUCAUCAACAGCCUAUUAAAGCACAAAAAAUGAAGUUACAAGACAUAGAUGCUCGUCGAUUGAUUUUAUUUAAUUUACCGACAGAUAUUAUUCGAGAAUAUUUGGAACUUUAUAUUGAAAAUUUAGCAAAUGAAGCUGAAAUUGAACGAAUUGAUUAUAGUAAUGAAUGUGACACUACAGUAAUGGUUACAUUUAAACAGGAGUUAGAUAUUCAAGAAGUAAAACGUCGUCAUUCAACACGUCCAACAUUAAAUAAUAGUGAAAUAUCGAUUAGUGAAGUAUAUGUUCCAUCGACAAUUAUGAUUCGUAAUUUACCCGACGAUAUUUCAAAAGAUGUUUUAGACUUAUAUUUCUCAAAUAAAAAGCGUAGUGACGGUGGUGAGGUGAAAGAAGUUAAAUUAGAUCAUGAAAAUCAACAUGGACUUGUCACAUUCAAAGAUUCAAAAGAUGCCCGUCGUAUAUUGAAACGUGAACAUGUUAUUCAUCAGCAACGACUUGAUGUUCGUGUCUACUACGAGCAUAUGGGCAUAGAACCUUUUAUUGACAUUGACACAGCUAAAUUACCGGAAAUAUUGCAUUUUCGAUCACAGGAUGAUAUCCGAUACGAAUUCAUUUUAAAAAGUCGACCACUAUUGGAAGAUUUAAGAGAGAAAUUAAAAACUAUAAAUGGAAAAAUAUCGCUAAAAAAUGAUGGAUUAGAUGUUACAUGCGUUGGUCCAACGACAAACUAUGUUCUAUUAAAAAAACGUGCUCAAUGGACAAAAGAAGUUCAAGAAUUCAUUGAACAAUUUUUAGAUAAAUUAAUUGUUCGAACAGUUCCCUAUACGUUAGCAAAUGGUUUAACACAAGAUAUUCUUAUACGUGAAUUAAGUGAUAUGUCAACAAAAGACAAUACACAAUUGUUCCAAAUUUCAAAAAAUUCAAAAAAUCACGAAUUAUUUCUUGUUACAUUCAAAGAUAAUCUUGAAAAAGCCAUGAAUGAACUUAAUCAAAAAUUGACCGAUUUAGUAACACAAUCUCAAAUUCCAUAUCAUUCGGGUAUAUCAACACCUCCACAAAUGUAUAGUCCAAAUACUAAUGCUUUACCAUCAAAAUUGGCUUCAAUAACUAUUCCUUCAACAUCAAAACGUGAUUCAUAUCAUGAUGAUCAAAGUUUAAUUACACCAUCUAUUGAUAAUCAGGGCAUUUUAUAUCGAACAAGACAAGUGAAUGGAAAUUAUGAACGAAUUGGUACAAGAGAUCCAAAAGUAAAUUUUGCUAAUGAUAGUAGUGAAAAUAUUCAAGAACAACAAUCGACAAAAAUGUCAAAUCGUUUUCAUCGUCCAACAUCAUCAUUACUCCAUAUGAUUCCGUCAAAAAUUAACAAUAAAAAUCAUUCACUCUCAUCUUCUACUCAAAAUUUACAAUAUUCUACUGAAAUAACUGAUUCAAUCGAUCAUUUGCGACAUUAUCAAAUGGAUUUAUUAUCUAUGAAAUUUUUUGAUUUAGCACAACGAUCCUAUACAAAUUUAAAAAUAGAACAAGAUCGAAUACAACGAAAAAUUAUUUUAAUUGGUCCUUUCGAUGAAGUUCAAACAUGUAAGGGUUAUUUUGAAGCAAUAUUAAAAAAUUUAUUACAACGAGAAUAUAAAAUUAAUAGAGAAAUGGCCAUUUUUCUAUCAAAUCCUGAUACAGUUGAAUUAAUUAUUAGUAAUUUGGCAAAAUUAGAUCAUGUUUGUUCAUAUGAAAUUGAACGAGGAAGUUCAUCUCAAACUGUUACAGGUAUAUCUUCACCAUCAAAAUUAAUAUUAUAUUCUUUAACAAAAGAUCAAUGUGAUCAAGUUUAUAAACGAUUACGUGAUGAUAUUUGUGUAAGACAAAUUAUGUUAGAUAAAGAUGAUAAACGUUUUUUAUCAAAUGAACAUUGGAUAAAAUAUAUUAAAGAAUUAUAUACAAAAGAAUUUCGUCGACGAAAAGUUCUUUUACAAGUAAAACAAAAUUCUGUCACAUUGGUGGGUUUUAUGCAAGAUGUUAAAGAUAUGAGAAAGAAAAUUUAUGAUUAUUUUAGAGAAAAUAAUAUUUCAUUUUAUGAAUCGGAUUAA
Messenger RNA from Didymodactylos carnosus, 2097 nucleotides. NCBI's taxonomy places the organism in Eukaryota, Metazoa, Rotifera, Eurotatoria, Philodinida, Philodinidae. The record is from the annotation of a GenBank genome assembly.